AUGGCGAACGGCGUGGGCUCGGCGAAGGCGGAGAUCUGCGCCGGGCUGGGCAUGCCGAUGGCGGAGCUGGAGCAGGUGUUCCGGCGCUACGACGCCAACGGCGACGGCAAGAUCUCGGCGGACGAGCUGGCGUCCGUGCUGCGCGCGCUGGGCGCGCCCCCGGGGCCAGGGGAGGUGCAGAGCAUGAUGGAGGAGAUGGACGCCGACAGGGACGGCUUCGUCGACCUCCACGAGUUCGCCGCCUUUCACUGCGGCCCCUGCAAGGGCAGCGCGGCCGCAGACGCCAAGGAGCAGGAGGCCGCCACGGAGGCCGAGCUCAAGGAGGCCUUCCGGAUGUACGACGCCGACCGCAACGGGCUCAUCUCCGCGCGGGAGCUUCACCGUGUGCUCCGCCAGCUCGGGGAGAAGUGCUCCGUUGCUGACUGCUCGCGCAUGAUACGAUCCGUCGACGCCGACGGCGACGGCAGCGUCAACUUCGAGGAAUUCAAGAAGAUGAUGGCGAAACUAUAG
Triticum turgidum subsp. durum (durum wheat) is the source of this 510-nucleotide messenger RNA. Lineage: Eukaryota; Viridiplantae; Streptophyta; Magnoliopsida; Poales; Poaceae. The record is from the annotation of a GenBank genome assembly.